AUGUCGCGAGGCAGCUUUGUCUUCACACCCAUGGCCUUACGCUCUCUUCAACUUGAUGAAGACAUGCUGGAGAGAUACAAGUACAAGAGGCAGCUUGCCUCCCAUCAGCUCAAUAACUACCUGCUGAAAAAGGAGGCCAGGGACAGAGCACCGCUGAGGACCAGCACGGCCCUGCCUGCAGCUGUCUGCCAGGAUGCGGUCGUCCAAAAUGCUCUGUAUACCGGAGACCUGGAGGCUAUGCAGCACCUCUUUCCUCGAGGAUCCACAGCAAACCUCAUCAUCGAGCCACAAGGAGGGGAAAUGCGCUGGGUCGCCACAGGAGAAGGACUUUGGUCUCUGAGUUAUGAGCAGGAACUGACCACACCACUUCACAUCACCGCUGGCCGAGGCUUCGCAGACUGUCUGAGACUCCUGCUGCAGCGGGGGGCCAAUGUAGACCUGGCACCUGGAGGCACCACAGCCCUGCACGAGUCCUGUGAAAACAGCCAACCAGAAUGUACCAAACUGCUUCUGAUUCACGGCGCCAACGCCAAUGCUGUCUCUGAAGAUGGUCUAAUGCCUCUGCAUGUUUGCUCGAGCCCUGAGUCUUUUGAAUGUGCCAAGUAUCUCCUUCAGUAUGGUGCAGCUAUUAAUGGUCGCACUCUAGAUGAAAAUGACACACCCUUACACGUGGCAGCCAGGAAUGGCCUUCCUGACCACGUCGAUCUCUACCUGCGCUAUGGAGCCGCUGUGAACAAAGAGAAUGACGAGGGUCUCACCCCACUGAACGCAGCUUGUUCACAACCCCAGGAGCUGCAGGAGCUCCAACAUUACUUUACAGUGUGCCAGAUGCUGCUGGGGGCCGGGGCCAACGUCCACACCAUGGACCAGGACAAACGCAAUCCUUUACACAUGGCCUGUAAAAACGUCAACCCAGACAUAGUGGAUCUUCUCCUGGCUAGCGGUGCCUGUGUUAACGACAUGGACUACGGUGGUGAAGCUCCCAUGCACAACAUCCUAAAGGUGGUCUGCUACAAGUUUUCCCAUCAGCCUGAGAGGAUUGUGCGUGCUUUGCUUAACCAUGGUUCUAUACGAGUGUGGCCUGGAGCUCUGCCCAUGGUUUUAAAGCACUGCUGUGUGUCUCCACGCACCAUCGAGGUUCUUCUCAACGCUUACAGUUUCCUUAAAGUCACGGACACGUGGGUGGAGUCUGUGUCACCGGAGGUGUUUAAGGAGCACAAAGACUUCUACGAGUCUGUCUUCUCUCUGGCAAUGACUCCUCGCUCCCUGCAGCACUUGGCUCGCUGCAAACUCAGAAAUGUCCUGGAUGGCCGAGUACACCAGGUGGUCCCUAAACUGGAUCUGCCAGCCUUUAUCAAGAAUUACCUGCUGCUGGAGUACAGAGGUUUUAUCCAUUGAGAGCACUGUGCUGAGCUUUUAGUUAGUGAAAUGGAGAAUGAGUGCUGCAAUUUGUGAGAAAGAAGUAGCUGUUCACAUUUUAAAUAGUGAUUUUUUUUUUUUUUUAAACUAGGGACAUCAACCGCUAGCACUGAACACUUGAGACACUUUUUGAUUGAGGGAUUUUUCAUCAUUCGGCUCAGUUACAUGUUUGAUGUUUCACCACAAGAGGGCGCUGUAGGCUUGAGUGGAUAAACUCUAUAGCGUAUGUGCAAUUGUCUUUUAUAUUUUGUUUAUUUUAAG
Molecule: messenger RNA, 1680 nt
Organism: Labrus bergylta (ballan wrasse)
Lineage: Eukaryota; Metazoa; Chordata; Actinopteri; Labriformes; Labridae
Gene: asb10
Product: ankyrin repeat and SOCS box containing 10
Biological process (GO): intracellular signal transduction
Cellular component (GO): nucleus; cytoplasm
Molecular function (GO): protein binding
Source: RefSeq, a predicted model, not a curated record